Messenger RNA from Liolophura sinensis, 4297 nucleotides. RefSeq names its product transcription factor Sp4-like. The record is from RefSeq and is a predicted model, not a curated record. Gene Ontology annotation, biological process: regulation of transcription by RNA polymerase II. The transcript is spliced from 8 exons. The coding region runs from base 1 to 2568 and encodes 855 amino acids. Gene Ontology annotation, molecular function: DNA-binding transcription factor activity, RNA polymerase II-specific; RNA polymerase II cis-regulatory region sequence-specific DNA binding. Lineage: Eukaryota; Metazoa; Mollusca; Polyplacophora; Chitonida; Chitonidae.
AUGAAUGCGCGUCAUCACGUGAUUGGGGGCCGUGAGACACAGGCGACAUUUUUAAGCACACUGGCGAUCCAAAGAGCUAACCAGGACUAUGUGGUGCCAGCGAGUACGUCUCAGGACGCUCAACCUUCCCCUCUGGCGUUGCUGGCAGCCACUUGCAGUAAAAUAGGAGCCCCUUCAGACGAAGCCAACGGUGGAAAUCAACAAGGUGGUAGUUCAACUCCAGUGCGAGUUGUGGGUAACGGAGCGGUGAACGGUUCGGGCGAUUUAGUGGCCAGUUCAGCCGGGAACGCGCCGGCAUGGGUGCAACUUCCGACGGGUGGCUUGGCGGUGGACGGCAGUGGCGCCGUGAAAACAAGCACUGGACCCGCCCCUGGAACACUCCCUUCGGGCGGGCAAAUUUUACAACAAACCCCUCAAGUGAUCGCCCAGCCCGGCCCUGGAGGCACGAUUACGUACAAUGUCCUUUCUCCACCGUUUCAAACGCUAUCCAUCGACGGACAAGAUGCGAUUUUUAUCCCUUCCGGCGCUGCACCAGGCGGGCAGACACUUCUUGGUAAUCAAACCAUACUCUCUACACCCACGCGCCAACUUGUGUCGGCGCAGCCUGCAACUAAUCCUAAUGUCGCAGCUUUUGGUAACCUAGGCAACAUGGUGAAUAUCGGCGGAAAUUUGAUCAAUCUCGCUUCAUUGCAAAACGCUCAGCGAACAGGCAUGAUUCAAACGGUGCAACUUCCUUUGCAGCAACAGGUCCAGCAGAUCCCGAAUAUCAUACAAAUUCCGAUCUCAAAUGGACAAGGUGGCCAGACAAUGCAAACAAUCCAGUUGCCGCUGCAGUCCUUUGGUGGUAACGCGUACCAAGCUGCGCAGCUGCAAGGAGCUGUCGCCCUGCAGGGUGGUGCAACAAUUUCUACAGCACAACUUGGUGCAAAUGCUCCAGGUCAGGCACAAAUCGCACCUUCUUCAGUGGCGUCGUUUCUUCAAGGGACGCAACCCCAACAAGUUCAGAUUCAACAGCAGGCGCAAACUGGACAGUCCAAUCAAGGAGAGAUAAAAAUGGAAACCAGCAGAGACCAAGCCGCUGUGGUGGUUUUGUCGAAUGAAACGUCAAAAGCUACAACAAAUGCAGAGACGACAACCAACACCACAUCUCCGUCUACUGCAAACCAAACCACAACUGUCAAUCAGCUGAUGGUUGCCCAGCAACAGUCUGACAGCCCCGCCUCCUCUCAAGCACAACAAGCAACAAAUGUCACUCAAGUCAACCAAGCUUUUGCCAACCAGUCCCAGGCAUUUCCAACCUUUAUGCCACUUACUCCGAACUUUAUCAAUUCACCUCAGACUCUACUGGCCCCUUCGCCAGCUGGGAACACAAAUACGCAGAAUGUCCUGUCAUUCGCAGUUGCGUCUGUUCCUGGGGUAUCAACAACAAAUACAACAACAACGUCGACGAAUGCAUCCACUACGCAACCCAGCCAAAGCAUUCUUACUCCACAGUUAUUCCAGAGCUUAGGUGCGCAAGGGUUUGGGAACUUUCAGUUGACCAGCAACGGACAGAUAAUCGCAACGCAAAACCAAGCCUUCAUGCCAGCGCUGAAUGUUGCAAAUUUACGACCGGCAGGUGCCGGAAUGCAAGCUAUACAGCUGCAGAACAUUCAAGGACUGCAAAAUUUGCAAACGAUUCCAACGCUACAGAAUCUUCAAAAUCUGCAAACUGUGCAAGCAUUGAACUCACAGCAGAUUCUUGGUGGCGCAACGCUACAAAAUUUUGCACUGGCUAAUGCGGGAAAUAACGCUAUCGGCACGACAACAGCUCAAUUACCCCAGCUGAGCCCACAACAGUUACAAAUGCAGGCUAUUGGUACCCAACAGGCUGCCAUACAACAAACACAGCAAGCCUUGGGCAACCCACAAAUAUUAACCACCAGUUUAGGUGGUCAACAACUGACCAUACCUGACCCAAACGACCCCACCAAAUGGCAGAUCGUGCAAACCCCUGUGCCUCAGCAGGCCUCCGGGGAGAGCCUCAGCCCCACCCAGGUCACCGUCAGCACAGGGUCAUUGACACCCGAGUCAGGGGCGUCUGGCAGGAGGCUCCGAAGGGUGGCUUGCACUUGUCCCAACUGUCGAGACUCUGAUGGCAGGACGGAUGGUAACAAGAGAAAACAGCACAUCUGUCACAUGCCAGGUUGCAAUAAAGUGUACGGGAAGACGUCACACCUGCGGGCACAUCUCAGGUGGCAUACUGGAGAGCGACCAUUUGUGUGCAACUGGUUAUUCUGUGGCAAGAAAUUCACACGAUCAGACGAAUUGCAAAGGCACAGAAGAACACACACAGGAGAAAAGAAGUUCCAGUGCACUGAAUGUUCGAAGAGAUUUAUGAGGAGUGAUCACUUGUCCAAACACCAGAAAACGCAUCAGAUCAAAAAAGUUCCCACGCAAGAAUCUCUCGUUAUGUCAGAAGAAGAGGAUGAAGAUGAUAGCCUGAAUAAUUCUGGAAUUACCAUUGAAGAAGGGGAAGUUAUCGACGAUCAGACAAUGGUUAUGGUUCACUCAAUUCCAUCACAGUAGUUUGUUCAACUUGCCGUGUCUCUUCAUUAAAUUCCAACUGAGGGAUCAAACUGAUCAAACAGUGGUGGCUAUUCUAGUUUAACCAAGGUGAUGCAGGAGGUGGCAUGGACAAUCAUGACAAGCAGAGUGAUCAUACAGAAUAAUGUGACCUUUUGGUGAAGAAAAUAGUUGAACUAAUGACAGGUGUAUCACUGGAAACAAUGAUGACCCUUCGUUCAAUAUAUUUUCAGUUAUCCUACAAAUAGUAAACUAAUGACUGUUUGUUCAAUCCCAUCAAAGAAAUCCAACAAAUAAAAGCGAAUGUUCCUCCCAUCUCGCCACAUUGGCCCAACAAAGGAUGAUGAAUGUUCCUUCCAUCUCUUCACAUUGGCCCAACAAUUGAUGAUGAAUGUUCUUCUCAUCUCAUCACAUUGGCCCAACAAAGGAUGAUGAAUGUUCCUUCCAUCUUGCCACAUUGGCCCAACAAAGGAUGAUGAAUGUUCCUUCCAUCUCAUCACAUUGGCCCAACAAAGGAUGUUGAAUGUUCCUUCCAUCUCGUUACAGUGGCCCAACAAAGGAUGAUGAAUGUUCCUUCCAUCUCAUCACAUUGGCCCAACAAAGGAUGAUGAAUGUUCCUUCCAUCUCGCCACAUUGGUGCAACAAAAGAUGAUGAAUGUUCCUUCCAUCUCAUCACAUUGGCCCAACUAAGGAUGAUGAAUGUUCCUUCCAUCUCUUCACAUUGGCCCAACAAAAGAUGAUGAAUGUUCCUUCCAUCUCAUCACAUUGGCCCAACAAAGGAUGAUGAAUGUUCCUUCCAUCUCUUCACAUUGGCCCAACAAUUGAUGAUGAAUGUUCUUCUCAUCUCAUCACAUUGGCCCAACAAAGGAUGAUGAAUGUUCCUUCCAUCUUGCCACAUUGGCCCAACAAAGGAUGAUGAAUGUUCCUUUCAUCUCAUCACAUUGGCCCAACAAAGAAUGUUGAAUUUUCCUCUCAUCUCAUUACAGUGGCCCAACAAAGGAUGAUGAAUGUUCCUCUCAUCUCAUUACAUUGGCCCAACAAAGGAUGAUGAAUGUUCCUUCCAUCUCAUCACAUUGGCCCAACAAAGUAUGGUGAAUGUUCCUUCCAUCUUGCCACAUUGGCCCAACAAAGGAUGAUGAAUGUUCCUUCCAUCUCAUUACAUUGGCCCAACAAAGGAUGUUGAAUGUUCCUUCCAUCUCAUCACAUUGGCCCAACAAAGGAUGUUGAAUGUUCCUUCCAUCUCAUUACAGUGGCCCAACAAAGGAUGAUGAAUGUUCCUUCCAUCUCAUCACAUUGGCCCAACAAAGGAUGAUGAAUGUUCCAUCUCGCCACAUUGGUACAACAAAAGAUGAUGAAUGUUCCUUCCAUCUCAUCACAUUGGCCCAACAAAGGAUGAUGAAUGUUCCUUCUAUCUCAUCACAUUUGCCCAACAAAGGAUGAUGAAUGUUCCUUCCAUCUUGCCACAUUGGCCCAACAAAGGAUGAUGAAUGUUCCUUCCAUCUCGCCACAUGGUACAAAAAAAGAUGAUGAAUGUUCCUUUCAUCUCAUCACAUUGGCCCAACAAAGGAUGAUGAAUGUUCCUUCCAUCUUGCCACAUUGGCCCAACUAAGGAUGAUGAAUGUUCCUUCCAUCUCAUCACCUUGGCCCAACAAAGGAUGAUGAAUGUUCCUUCCAUCUCAUCACAUUGGCCCAACAAAGGAUGAUGAAUGUUCCUUCCAUCUCAGUACAUUGC